AUGAGUCAACCCUACGAUGGAAGAGAUAUGGACCGGUCAUACAAUAUACCAGGCUCUGUAAAGAGGGCUCGUGAACAAGUCCAAGGCACUCGAGGGCAGGAUGGCCAGGCAACUAGACGGCCACCGCAGGAUUCCAAUCUAAUCGAGUCGUCAACACCAUUGCGCCCACCACCACAAGGGCUAUCCCAGUCCAAAUUUGCCAAGAACCGAAUGCCCUCUAGUCAGGAGACAAAAUCAGGGCAGACGAUUUCUCGACCGAAACAGGUUCCACAAUGGCCACUCGCCAACACCGGAACAGUACCGACGGCAUUUGUCGAUCCAACUUCACCUCAGUCUCCUACGCCAAAGUCCCAACAAGUACCAGAACGACCGCCACGACCCAGCCAAAGCAGAAUUCCUUCGAUACUUGAUCAAUCAAAGCCGCAACAGCCCAUACCAGUGUUCACAUCUCGCUCAGCCAUACCGGACAGUCCACAAGAAAACCUCGAUAUCAAUAAUCCGCUCUCUCCGUCAGGCAGCUCUGCCCGACAGACAAUAUCCUCUGUGGGGACAAUACCCGACUUUCCGAUACCAGCUCCCACGAGUUCUUCGAUGCCACCCAGGAAGAGCGCAAUUCUUGGUCCUCCACCGUCAAGCCGAAGAGGAGCAUCGUCAUUUUAUUCAAAUGCAUCAUUUGUUUCACCCAUACCAGAGGAGAGCCCCAGAUCAAGAUCUCAUGGAUCUUACGCUUCGAGUGCGGCUAUGCCAGAGUCCUGGCCAGCCGGUUCGCCACAAGCAGGCAGCCCUGGCUAUGGCGACGCAUUCUAUGAAGAGUCUAUCACAGAAAAGAGUAGGGAAUCAGGAUAUGAUGACUUCGGGGACGAGAGCCAACUGGUUCGUAGUGCAAGCCUGGGCAAGAAGGGGAAGCCUGCAUUGAUCACUACGAAAGGAUCGAGUAACUCCGCGUCGAAUAUGAGAAGAGGCCCUGCACCGGUGCAAACAACACAUGACAAUGAAGGAUACCUAAGUGCAGCAACAAGUUCUUCCGAAACAGUCCCAACCCUGAAGAAACCUCGGGCAUCAUAUGUCAAUACCACAAGUAGAGAAAGUCUUUCAUCAGAAGCAAUUCUGCAGGCUUUUGCGACAGCAAGCUCCUCCGAUCCUCGAGAUGCAAAUCAAGUUGGAGAUGCCCCUCGUCAACAAACUCGACUGUCGGCUAUGAGACGCCCUCCCAGACUGGACAUCGAUGCCGUUCGUGCAGCAGAGGCCAGGGGAAGUCUCACUAGCCUGCCAGACUUGAUUCGGCGCGCGACCAGACUUGCAGCUAUGAUUGACAAGGGCAAACGACCAGCCAGCCGACUCGAUACGCUUGAAGGGUAUCUCAACGAGAAAGAAGACCCUCAUCGUUCUGGACUAUCCGAUAUGCUUGCAGCCUUUCCGCCGCCAGUUCACACACCUCGAAACAAUCCGAGUCGCAACUCUUGGCUGAGAGGGAGUACAUGGCCAGCAGUCAACGGCCAAGAUCGACCGUCACACUCACGAUCACCUAGUGGUCAGAUUGAGACAAAACCCAAACGACGGUGCUGUGGUCUACCUCUGUGGGCUUUCAUUCUAGUGGUUUUCCUACUUCUCUGCCUGAUUGUGGCCGCCAUAGUGGUUCCUCUCGAGUUUUUUGUUUUCAAGAAUCUUGGUCAGAAAAAGGAUACCAAUCCCAGUAUCGGCCAAUGCCAGAACCAACUGACCUGUUUGAACGGAGGCCCCACCUGCGGUGAUGGUGGCUCAACAGGAUGUACGAUGACGAACCUUGUUUCCAGUGACGGAAAGUCUAGUAUUAACAACGUGACACUCGGCAGAGCGAUUCCUCGAAUACUAGCUGAUGCCAAUAAAAACUUCUCCGUGCCGCUCUCGGGCACAUCGAUUCUGGCUAGGUUCAACUCUGGGAAUCUGUCAUGCAUCGCGCAGAAUGCUCUGGUCACUUUCGAUGGCCGAACGAUGAGAUCUGGACAAGCUACGGAUGAAGUAAAAGACAUCAGCGACAAGCAAGCGAAUUUUGCUCUGAACGCCGAGCACUAUCCUCCCAUAUCAAUAAUCACCUUCACGCCAACCACCACAACCACCGUCACUAUAACACCUCCUCUAGUCGGUCAGAUGCCUGCCACAACAGUAACAACUUCAAUCCAGCGAACCCAGACGGUAACCACAGCGCCGCCGACCACGCCAGCCAAAUCGACACUGUCAUCAGUUAUAUCUUCAAGCCCUCUGAUGUCUAUAACCACCGCCAGCACAACCAGGAGAGCUCCCACUACCCCAUUUUCGGUCACCGAGGAAGUGCUUGACUUUUCGCGCGUUGCAAUGCUCUACAUUCUUCAACAACAGACAGUGGACAAAGCUAUAUCGUCACAGGCUGAACUGCAGCGUCUCUUUAGCAGGGCUGGCAAAGGGAAGACUCAAAUGGGCAGUGAAGUCUCCGAGCAGGAGGCAUCCAACAUAAAUCUGGGCAACGGCAACAGCAUCAAUUUGAUCUCACUGUCUAUCAAUAUCGGGGAUGGGCCAGUUGGCGGCCGAAAGAUCUGA
This is a messenger RNA of Pochonia chlamydosporia 170, 2553 nucleotides long. RefSeq lists its product as hypothetical. The record is from RefSeq and is a predicted model, not a curated record. The transcript has 3 exons. NCBI's taxonomy places the organism in Eukaryota, Fungi, Ascomycota, Sordariomycetes, Hypocreales, Clavicipitaceae. Bases 1 to 2553 code for a protein of 850 amino acids.